This is a messenger RNA of Aureobasidium vineae, 483 nucleotides long. NCBI's taxonomy places the organism in Eukaryota, Fungi, Ascomycota, Dothideomycetes, Dothideales, Saccotheciaceae. The record is from the annotation of a GenBank genome assembly.
AUGCCUGGAAUUCUCACUCAACCAUCUUCUCUCUCUAUCCCUCAUGACCCUUCGGAGCUUCCUCCUGGCUCUGACCCUUUCCUCAUUACUGCCCAAAAUGGCUAUCUCCCCACCCAUCUGCCCCUUCGCAGGCUCCCUGCCGCAUUUGAUGCAUUGAGCGACAUCCUCGAUGACAUGCCUAUCCUCAAGGAAGACGGUACUGCCGGCUUGCUUGCUACCUUCAAGCUUGGCCCACUCAUUGACUCCGGGGCUUUGCCUGACCUCACUGCCGAGAUUGACAACCUUGUCGUUGCUGGCACUGGCGAGAUUGAUAUGGCUGCUAUCACCGCUGCAUUCCGCGAUUAUUCUUUUGUCGCUUCAUCUUACUUGCUUGAGCCCUGUUGGAAAAUUUACAGCAACAACGCCGAUGAUGGGUAUGGACUUGGUCGUCAGGUGCUUCCCAAGUGUAUUGCUGGACCACUUGUCAAGUGUGCAGAGAUGUAA